GAUGAAUUGGAUUCAAUGAUUGCAAGGAUGUUCUAUACUGGUGGGUUGUCAUUUAAUUUGGCAAGAAAUCCUUAUUUCUCCAAGAUGAUCACAUAUGCCGCAAGUAAUUCAAUUACCGGUUACAAGCCUCCGGGUUAUAAUUCUUUGAGAACCACUCUUUUGCAACGUGAGAAGGCUCACGUAGAGAGGUUGUUGGAGCCCAUCAGGGGCACAUGGAAGCAUAAGGGGGUAUCUAUUUGUAGUGAUGGCUGGGCAGAUGCACAGAGGAGGCCACUGAUAAAUUUCAUUGCGGUCUCAGAUAAUGAGCCAAUGUUCUUGCACUGCGUGAAUGCUGAGGGAGAGCAGAAGAAUAAAUAUUUCAUUGCAGAGAAGCUUGAAGCUUGCAUUAGAGAGGUGGGGCUUCAAAAUGUGAUCCAAAUCAUUACUAAUAAUGCUUCGGCAUGUAAGGCAGCAGGGGCAGUUGUGGAGGGAAAAUUUCCACACAUUUUCUGGACUCCAUGUGUUGUUCACACCCUCAAUCUUGCCCUUAAGAAUAUUUGUGCUGUAAAGAAUACAGAGGCUAAUGCAAUUGCUUAUGCAGAGUGCAGCUGGAUUACAGAGGUAUAUGAUGAUGCUUUGAUGAUUAAGAACUUCAUCAUGAAUCACUCAAUGAGGCUGGCUAUGUUCAAUGAGCAUUCGAAGAUGAAGCUUCUUUCAAUUGCUGAUACUCGAUUUGCUUCAUGGAUCAUCAUGCUGAAGAGGUUCACGGUGAUCAAGAGAAGCCUCCAAGAUAUGGUUCUUAGCGACCGUUGGAGCUCGUACAGAGAUGAUGAUGUGGGAAAAGCACAGUUUGUUAAGAAGAAAGUGCUUGAUGAUUUGUGGUGGGAUAGGAUGGAUUAUAUUAUUGCUUUCACUGCUCCUAUAUAUGAUAUGAUUCGGCUCACCGAUACCGACAAGCCCAGCCUUCAUUUGGUAUAUGAUAUGUGGGAUACAAUGAUUGAGAAGGUGAAGGUUGUUAUUUAUAGACAUGAGAGCAAAAGAGAAAAUGAUCCCUCCUCAUUUUAUGAUGUCGUACACAAGAUCUUGGAGGAUAGAUGGAAUAAGAGCAACACGCCACUUCAGUGCUUGGCGCACUCUUUGAAUCCAAGGUAAUAAUUUAGAUUAUGUUAUC
Messenger RNA from Asparagus officinalis (garden asparagus), 1150 nucleotides. RefSeq lists its product as uncharacterized. The record is from RefSeq and is a predicted model, not a curated record. NCBI's taxonomy places the organism in Eukaryota, Viridiplantae, Streptophyta, Magnoliopsida, Asparagales, Asparagaceae. The transcript has 2 exons. Bases 16 to 1131 code for a protein of 371 amino acids.